Molecule: messenger RNA, 2969 nt
Organism: Clarias gariepinus (North African catfish)
Lineage: Eukaryota; Metazoa; Chordata; Actinopteri; Siluriformes; Clariidae
Gene: ceacam1
Product: CEA cell adhesion molecule 1
Exons: 9
Coding region: 73-2091 (672 amino acids)
Source: RefSeq, a predicted model, not a curated record
UUGUCAAAACCCCUGGCACACAUCUUACAUAGGAACAAUAAGGAAGCAAGUAAGUGAGUGAGGAGGUCCGAAAUGGAGUCUAAAUGUUUCUGUUGCUUUGCCUUUUUCAUCACAGUCUACAUAACAGGAGUCACCUCUGUGAGUCUGAUUCCAUCUGCGAAUCCUCUGGCUGUGGGAGAAAAUGUCACUAUUACUCUAAAUCCUCAGAUGAACAUCACUGUUGGAAGUUGGUUGUUAGGUGGGAACAUCCUGGUGACUUUUUACCCAGGUGGUAUUGCAGUGAAUGACAGUUACAGAGGGCGAAUUUCAUUGAACACAUCCACAAGUCAGAUCUCUCUGUACUCAGUACAAGUGAGUGAUUCUGGUCUCCUUGUACUGCAAGCCUUUAUCCCGACUGUAAACGCGCAACUUCAAUUGUCUGUCCAGGAGAAAAUCACGAAUGUGUCUCUGACAGUAAGUAACACAAACCUGGUGGAGUUUAAUGACAGUGUCACAUUCACCUGCACUGCCAGUGGCACACCAUUAGUGUACACAUGGUAUAAUGGCAGUUCAGAGGUCACAGCUGCCAAGGCUCAACUCAUUAAUAAUGGAGGUGGUCUGGUUAUUAACAAUGUAACAAGAUAUGACACUGGGCCUUUCCACUGUUCUGUGGCGAAUAACAUCAGCAGUGAAGCAAGCAGUUCAAUUUAUCUCAAUGUCAGCUAUGGUCCCAGCAACCUGACAAUGACAGUUCUGCCAAACAGGGUGCAGUACAUUUCAGGAUCCAACAUCACUUUGUCCUGUUCUUGUGACUCUGUACCUUCCGCAUUAAUCCAAUGGUCAUACGAUGGCAUUUCACUAAAUACUAUUAGCCCAACCCUUCAGCUUAGCAACAUCUCACAGAACCAGACAGGAGAUUAUGCCUGCAUUGCCUAUAACAAUGUAACUCUCAGAUAUGACACAGUCACCAGAACUCUCAACAUCACUGACCCAUUAUCGGCUGUUCCAAUUGUGACUCUUGGUGAACCACCAAUAUACAACAAUUCGUUUGCCCUGACCUGUGACAUCACAGGACCCGUGGACUCUGUUUACUGGAUAAAAGAUGGCGUGCACCUGUUUCCUGAUCGCACACAUUCUCUCUCCAACCAAAAUAAGACACUUACAUUCAAUCAACUGUCUUUGUCUGAUGAUGGAAAAUACCAGUGUGCAGCAAGCAAUUCUGUGAGCAAUGUGACCAGCAUAGCCUACAUUCUGAUAGUUAACUAUGGUCCGUGGUCCCCUGCAAUUUCUGGCCCAGCCAUAGCUGAAGUAGGUUCUAAUGUGACAUUAAAUUGCUCUGCCUUCUCUCAACCUGCCAGUCAAUACAGCUGGUUCUUCCAAGGUUCUCGAGUGGCAGAGGGCGCUGUGUAUCAGGCUUACUCUCUUUCACUAAACAGCAGUGGAGAAUACGUUUGUCUAGCCCAAAAUAACAUCACAGGAGGAAACAGCAGUGCUACAUGGAACUUAACUGUCAUUGUGGGAAUUUCCUCAGUGGUGGUGACUCCUAGUACUCUUAUCCCUGUGGCAUCCAAGGAUAUGCAGCUCUUCUGUAAUGUGACUGGCAUUUUUAAAAGCAUCCAUUGGCUAAAAGACAGCCAGCCAUUAAAUACAACAACCACAAUAUCCAUGAAUGACACCACUGUAGAUUUCCAUCCUCUUCAGAUCACUGAUGAUGGAUCAUAUCAGUGUGUUGCCACAAAUAUUUUCCGAGCACAUCAUAGCCAGCCGUUCAGUUUAAUAGUUAACUAUGGGCCAGUGGACGUGACUAUAACAGCUAACAACAAUAUCAACAUUGUUUUACUUUGCAAUGCGAAGUCUCAGCCACCAAGUGUUUACCAAUGGCUCUUCAACAACAUUGUCAUUAAAGAGGAUGCCACAUUAGUUUUACCCCUAAUGACUCCUGUGGGUAACACAUACACCUGUGUGGCCAAAAACCCUCUGACCAAUAACACAUUGUCUAAAUCCUAUGUUCUUCCAGACCGUAGUGCAGCAGCUCCUCUUCAGACUAACGUGUUGCUGACAACCUUGUGUGCUCUUGUUUUGCCUGCAUUAAUGCUGAUGAAGCCCUUUUAAGCUGCUGAUUUAGCUCGCUAACAAAUCGACAGAUAUUUAACAAAAACAGAUAUUUCAAUCAAUUAAAAAUGUUCCUAAAGCGUUAUAAUAUUAAAGAUAUUUAACUAUUAAUUUCUAAACAAAUCAUACAUUGUCUGUGGAAAUACAGUGAUCUUUGUGGUGAGAUGGUUGUUUUAUUAGAAACAUAAAUAAUGGUAGACAACCAUGAACUUAGAGCUGUUUUCCAGAGAAAGUCUUACUGACAUCAUGCAAAGAUCUGGGUGACAACAGGGCAAGCCUCAGCAUUUUAUUUCUCUAUUUUGCUAAAUCAAUCAACCAUCAAAUCAUUCAUAGUACAUAGUAUUCAUAGUUCAUUUUGCCAGGACAUGCCAGGACAUGGGAAUAAAGAUGUUUUUCAGAAUGAUCAAUGAUACAUUCUCAUUUGUGUUUGCUGAUUUCCAUGCACAAUUUUUUGCUAGCUACUUUAUACUUACUAUACUUUUUUCUUUUUUUUUUUUGAUAGAAAAAUAGUAAAACCACUAUCAUGUUCUUCAUCCUUUAAAGAUCAUCAUAAGUUACUGCUUGUACUAACACUUUAUUUAUUUAUUUUUUUAAACAAUCAUGAACCAUGCACGCUUUCAUUCAAACUACAUUGUAUUACGUUUAUAUUUAUGCUUUUGUUACGUAAUUGAGCUUAUACAUCACAGAUAAUACACUGAAUGAUACUGCUUUAUUAUUUUUAUUGACAAUGAAUUACAGUGUAAUAAAGUAUAACUAAAAUUAUAUGGAAACAAUAUCACCAGAAAGCACAUUCUAUUUGAAAAUGUUAUCUAUAUUCUGCAUACAAUCUGUAUACUAGUUCUGUGUAAUAUCGUACAUGGAAGAAAUUAUUAAUGGUA